Messenger RNA from Klebsormidium nitens, 1161 nucleotides. Lineage: Eukaryota; Viridiplantae; Streptophyta; Klebsormidiophyceae; Klebsormidiales; Klebsormidiaceae. The record is from the annotation of a GenBank genome assembly.
CUUCAACUUCGAGGCGUCUGGAUCUCAGAAGUUUAACUCACUUGCCAAGGCGCAGGGGGAUCCCCUCGGAUGCCCCUGGCUGACGGUUGCGUCCUUAGUGUGUGCAAUGUCUUCGUACCUGCAUUGGCCUUGCACUGCUAUUGCAUUGGACACACUUCCAUCUCCACACUGCUCACGUGCUGUCGCCCUCCAGAGCAUAGGAUAGGGACAUGAAGCGGAGGUGCAGGAUCUAAGACAGAAGAUUAAAACAACAAUUUAUUAGCCACCAGAGCUAGAAUGGGCCCUAGACUGGUCGCUCAGAUACAAGGGUCUUGAAAGCCCCUGGAAUACGAAACUGCGCCACCACCUCCAUUGGCACCCCAGAGAUGCAGGUUCCUGCUUCGCAGAUUGUGGACGCGCUCUUCACAGCGAUUGCAAAGGAGCAGGAUGCACCCGUCGUUGACCAAGCGCCAGACGACAAGCAAACCUCUCUAACGGACGAGCAGCUGCUUUCCCUGUCCUUUUUCUUUGGGAAGAAUCUAGAGCGGGCCUUGCAAAUCGCCACAACUGGCGGGGUGCGGAGCAUUGUGGGAGAACGCAGUGGGCGCUCUAUGUUUCAGGUGGCCGGGCACGGAGGCGAGAAGUACACCUGCUUUCCCAGCCACUUCUGCUCUUGUCAUUCGUUCUUCUAUGACGUCGUCUCCAAAGGGGAGCAGCUGCAUUGCAAGCAUCAGCUGGCGGCCCGGAUUGCUGACCUCCUCCACUGUGCCUCAAUAGAGAAGAUUUCCGAUGCUGAAUUAGCAAGGAUGAUGAUACAAGUUGAGCAUGAGAUGUGAUUACAAAUCUUCGAAGAAGAUAGGCCUGGUCAGCGCGUCUCUCUGCAAGCACCAUUGAGGAUCAGAGUAAGCAGAAUUUUAAUGUAAAGGUUGCUGUGGGUAGGCUUCUACCUUUGCCCCUCCAAAUCUGCUACCUGUCGGCAGGGCACCAAUGAGCAUUACGUGGCCCACUUGUGAUGGGCCUGAUUAGCUUGCACUUUCAAGUGUCCAUUUGGCCACACUGAUCCUGAAGAGUCGACUCUUUGUAAGCGAGAUGAUGAUCGACUUUCUCGGAAGGAAGGUAACAGGUACUGCAGCGGCAGGGAUGCCUCAGGGAGGUAUGAUCUUUUCGAUAUAUUCCGCAUGC